GCAAAGCACAGACUAUUCUGUAGCGUUAGCUUGUCCUUUGUUAGAUUUAGUGUCUUAGGUAAAUGAGUAUUUGCUGUAAACAAAAAAAAUGUCUUCAAUUCAGCCCCUUAUGAACGAGCAGGUAACUCCUGCGGAAGAAACAUUCAAAGAGUUUAAAGUAAUUAAAGUCAAGAUCGAGGAAGAGAUGGAGGAUCAGACAGAAAUCAGCGUAAAGAUCGAGGAAGAGAUGGAGGAUCAGACAGAAAUCAACGUAAAGAUGGAGGAAGAGAUGGAGGAUCAGACAGAAAUCAGCGUAAAGAUCGAGGAAGAGAUGGAGGAUCAGACAGAAAUCAACGUAAAGAUGGAGGAAGAGAUGGAGGAUCAGCGCAGACUGCCGGAUUUUACUCGGAUACCGAAGAUCAUCUUACACCGGAUAGAUCUCCCACAAUGUUAUGUGUGCAAAGAGGAGGAGGUUCUCAAUGAAACAGAACCACAGAGGAACCAACUCAUCUCUCAUGGCUCUCCAGAAGCUGAGAACCAGGAUCAGGAAGGAAACAAUUCUGAAGACCCAGGAAAAGAGAGAAAGGAAGGACAGAAACAAAAGGAGAAAUAUGAGAAAACCAAAGAGCAGAAAGGAAGAACUGACACUUCAAAACAAAAGACUGGUGUAAUUUAUCAUGUAAGAACUUACUCAGAUGAGAAACCUUUUUCAUGUGAGAUGUGUGGAAAAAAUUUCACCCUAAAAGGAACUUUAAAUGAUCAUAUGAAAAUACACACAGGUGAGAAGCUUUUCUCUUGUGGUACCUGUGGAAAGAGUUUCCAAAAGAAAAUAAGAUUGCUUGACCACAUGAAGAUUCACACAGGUGAGAAACUUUUUUCAUGUGGGACCUGUGGAAAGAGUUUCACCCUAAAAGGCAAUUUAAAUAUUCAUAUGAAAAUUCACACAGGUGAGAAGCCUUUCUCAUGUGGGAACUGUGGAAAGAGUUUCCGGAGGAAAAUGCAUUUACUUGGUCAUAUGAGAAUUCAUAUGGGUGAGAAGCCUUUCUCAUGUGGCACCUGUGGAAAAAGUUUCUUGAAGGAAAGGCAAUUACUUAAUCACAUGACUAUUCAUGCGGGUGAGAGGCCUUUUUCAUGUGGGACCUGUGGGAAAAGUUUCUCGAGGGAAAGGCAAUUACUUGAUCACAUGAUGACUCACACAGGUGAAAGGCCUUUUUCAUGUGGGACCUGUGGAAAGAGUUUCAUCCUUAAACAAACUUUGGAUCGUCAUAUGAAAAUUCACACAGGUGAGAGGCCUUUUUCAUGUGGGACCUGUGGGAAGAGUUUUGGGAGGAAAACAACUUUACUUAAUCACGUGAGGACCCAUACAGGUGAGAAGCCUUUCACAUGUGGGACCUGUGGAAAAAGUUACAAUCAUAGAAGUAGUUUAACUCAUCACAUGAAGACUCACUCAGACUAGAAGUCUUGAGCCCCAAACACCUCAGAUCCAUUUUGGCAUCAGAUCCAAUGAAAAAUCUGGUUGGAUGAUGUACAUCAAAUAGAUCAUGUAAAAGUCAACAGGGCUUUGCAGGCCUCUAGUGAUUCCCUGUAACUACGUCUUCAACUGUCUGGCCAAGAUAGACCUGAGGUCUAUUUUCAUCUAUAAGCUUUUUUGACUUAAACCAGUUUUUUGUUUUACUUCUGAACCACAUUGUAUUUAGCCUUGUCACGAUAAACAAUAAAUCAACUAAUUACUCAAUAAAUGUAAAUGAGCUCGAUAAUAAAAUGAGGGAAAUAAAACUGUUUGUUUUCAUUGUGUCUCUCUCUUCCUACCAAAGAGACUGGAUGACAAAGUUUGGGACAAUUAACCGGCCAGCAAAAUUUGUUACUGCAACAGGCCUAAUUGUACUGAAGAUCCCCAACAGUAUCCCAUUAAAUACUGGAGUUAAAGACGGGCUCACAUUCUGGCAGGAUUCAUUUCUGUGGGUUUCAGUUUUCUUGAUGUUCUGUGCAAUGUUGAAUAAAUGAGCUUAGCUUUUACAUUUUUGAAGAUUCCAUGUGUGACUUGAUGUAAAAUACUUCCCAUAUUAAAGCAGUGAAAUGUUCUUUUUUUAUGUAGCUAGAACUCUGUGAUGUUUGAAAAAUAAUCUAAAAAGAAAUAAAUGAGAUCUGGUCUGAUUUUGAUUUAGAGCUAACCACAGAGAGCUUUUUAUUUUCUCAAAUUUUUGUUAUUCUUUGCUAUGAGAAUGCAGUUUAUUGAAAAGAUAUGUUAAAAUAUAUAACAGUAUUUUGA
This is a messenger RNA of Xiphophorus maculatus (southern platyfish), 2248 nucleotides long. Its product is annotated as oocyte zinc finger protein XlCOF6.1-like. Bases 89 to 1435 code for a protein of 448 amino acids. Gene Ontology annotation, biological process: negative regulation of transcription by RNA polymerase II; regulation of immune system process; regulation of cytokine production. The record is from RefSeq and is a predicted model, not a curated record. The transcript has 2 exons. Lineage: Eukaryota; Metazoa; Chordata; Actinopteri; Cyprinodontiformes; Poeciliidae.